Molecule: messenger RNA, 1906 nt
Organism: Malus domestica (apple)
Lineage: Eukaryota; Viridiplantae; Streptophyta; Magnoliopsida; Rosales; Rosaceae
Product: alternative NAD(P)H-ubiquinone oxidoreductase C1, chloroplastic/mitochondrial
Biological process (GO): aerobic electron transport chain; phylloquinone biosynthetic process
Cellular component (GO): chloroplast
Molecular function (GO): NAD(P)H dehydrogenase (quinone) activity
Source: RefSeq, a predicted model, not a curated record
UAAUCUAUCUCACCUCUAAGCCCAGCCCGUAAACGCACUUUUCUUCUUCUUCUUCUUCUUCUUCUUCUUCGUUGGUGUCUAUCCAGUAGCUACCUACUUGCUCAUGUGCCUCUUCAGUUCCCUAUCAGUGAUGACUUAACCCAUCACUCAAAAAGAUAAACCCCGAAUGAUGUCAUCGCCCGCAUUAGCUGCUUCAUCAAGUCUUUUACCAUUCAAUUGUAGGGCAAAGCACUGUGCUGGGCUGUUUCCUAGUUUCUUGAGAAAAUGUGGGACCAAGAUAACAUUAUCUGCCAGUUCUCAACAGAAAGGAUUUCGAUUUGCGAUUGCUUCCAGUGCGCCUGGGUCGAAUGGUAGUGUUAAGGAUUUAUCUGAAGCUGAAACUGCACCUCAAUUGUAUUCUUGGCCGGAUAAGAAGAAACCAAGAAUAUGUAUACUAGGUGGUGGAUUCGGAGGUCUAUAUACUGCAUUACGACUAGAAUCCUUGGAGUGGCCUGAUGACAAGAAACCUCAGGUCCUCCUUGUUGACCAGUCCGAACGCUUUGUUUUCAAGCCAAUGCUGUAUGAGCUUCUUACAGGAGAAGUAGAUGCAUGGGAGAUAGCUCCUCGUUUCUUAGACUUACUGGCAAAUACAAGUGUGCCGUUCUAUCAAGAUAAGGCCAAACUAUUAUAUCCCUCUGACCAUUAUGGACCUACACAAUCCAGCCUUGGGGGAACUGUGCUACUUGAGAGUGGACUCCUUGUUGAAUACGACUGGCUGGUUCUUGCUUUGGGAGCUGAAUCAAAGCUUGAUGUUGUACCAGGAGCAGUAGAAUUUGCAUUGCCAUUCUCCACCCUGGAGGAUGCUCAUAAGGUUGAUCGUAAGUUAAGAACAUUGGAGAGGAAGAACUUCCGUAAGGAAUCUUUGAUUCGUGUGGUUGUUGUUGGUUGUGGUUACUCUGGAGUUGAGUUAGCUGCCACUGUAUCAGAGAGACUGCAGGAUAGAGGUAUAGUACAAGCAAUUAAUGUGGAAACCACAAUCUGCCCGAAUGCCCCGCCUGGCAAUAGGGAAGCUGCAAUUAAAGUACUCACAUCGAGAAAAGUUGAACUUCUGUUGGGUUAUGUUGUCCGCUGUAUUCGUAAAGCUGUUGAUGCAGAACAUGAUUCCGAGAAAUAUAUAUUGGAACUUCAACCUGCUCAAAGGGGAUCACAAAGUCAAACUGUGGAAGCAGAUCUUGUAUUAUGGACUGUUGGGAACAAAUCUCUUCUUCCUAAGCUGGAACCCGAGGACAGGCCCCAUGAGCUUCCCCUAAAUGCUCGUGGACAAGCAGAAACAGAUGAAAAUCUUCGCGUUAAAGGCCAUCCACGCAUAUUUGCAGUUGGUGACUCUUGUGCUCUAAGGGAAUCAAAUGGAAGGCUUCUUCCUGCCACUGCACAGGUUGCUUUUCAGCAAGCAGACUUUGCUGGUUGGAAUCUGUGGGCUGCAAUCAAUGACCGCCCUCUUUUGCCGUUUAAGUUUCAGAAUUUAGGUGAAAUGAUAACUCUGGGAAGAAAUGAUGCUGCUAUUUCUCCAAGUUUCAUUGAGGGGCUAACUUUAGAAGGUCCUAUCGGCCAUACGGCAAGGAAAUUAGCUUACUUGAUUAGAUUACCAACGGAUGAGCAUAGGCUUAAAGUAGGAAUCAGCUGGCUCACAAAAUCUGCUAUAGAUUCGGUUGCAUCUCUGCAGAGCACCCUGACUAAGGUCCUUUCAAACUCAUAAACCAUUAUUAUGUUUUCCGACAUACCAUGGUUAAAUAGUUGUAAAGAAUUCGAUUGUUGGUAAAAAUCUGUUACCAACAAUCUGUUGCCAUUUACGUCAUUACAGGUUUUAUUUAUUAAAAUUCUACAAUAUUCAUAUGAAUUAUUAAUAGAACACAGCAGUUAAUUUCUA